CCCAUGUGGGGCAGGAGAGGGUCUGAACCAGAGCUUGUCGACAGUGAAGACCUCCCGUACGUCAUGGCUCUACAGCGGCCCGAGGGUACGCACGGAUGGUGCUUGCUUGUCAUAAAUACCGGUUGCGUCUCUCUGCAAUGCCUGAAUGGAUGUGCGGCAGCUUCUGAGGAAGCCCCAGGGGCCAGCGCCCCGCCGCUGUCUCCAUCCAGCCCCUUUCGUAUGGACGAGUCACACUAUGCAGAGUCCUUUCGCAACGCUCUGCAGGAAAAGGCUGAGGCUGACUGGGCGGCCGCGGGGGUCGGUUCCUCCUUUGCAAGGGCGGCUGAGAGACUGCGAGGUGGCCAUGGGGCUUCGGUGCAUCAAAGGCCGUGUGGUGUGUAAUGUGCCGUUUCUGUUUGCAGGUGUGCGUCGUCUGAAUAUCGAGAGGAACGUUGACAUCUCCGACCUUAAGAACCUCUUCAUGUGGGUGGGCCUGGCAUCCACACACCGAUAUCUGUCUGUCUGUCUGUCUGUCUGUCUGUGACGCAUGACUGCAGCUACAAAGUUCGAAGCCACUAUGCCGGCAGUCUCCUCUUCAGCGUCAAGGCGCAACCCGAAUGCUGCUCGUACGAGCCCUCGCUCUCUGUGCCACUUCAAUCAAUCGGCGUGUCGUUUGUGUGUGUCCGCGCGCCUGCAGUCUAGACUGGCAAGAAUACUCUUCGUACUUCUUUCUUGGCGAGGUACAUGUACAUGCCUCUUCUCCCUGCCAAUGCAAUAAAUACAUCGAUGGAGUCGCUCGCUCCGUUGUGUGCGCAGGAUGCGACCCAUUCGGCGUUUGCGAAGGUGACGCGGCCGCCAACGCGGGGCUGCUGCUGUCUGGGGGGCGGCGGGUGCGCACAUGAGAGGGACGGGAGGGAGGAGCAGACACAGCGAGGGGCAACGGGUGGUGUCUGUCUCUGUCUGUCUCUGUUUUUGGAUGGAGUGCAGGGCGGAGUUCGUUCUCAGCGACUCCGUCACUGGUAUGGAAAGGAAUGAAGAGGAGGGAGGCACAGAGUGAGAUGCCAACAACACAACACACGUGUUAUGUGCCUCCCUGUGAAGGUUCGCCGAUCGGCAGCAUUGCCCACCCCUAUCAGUGCUGCCACCCAACCCUCACCCUGCAAGACGCUGCGGUGAAUGAAUGCACAAACGAGACACGCAGCACAGCACCACAGAAAUCGCGUUUGCUUAUCUGUUUAUGUGUGUGCAGGGCCAGUACACGCUGUGGCUUCGCUCGCCCUGUUUCAUGUGCACGUGGAGGAGCCCAUGUUGCUGUGAGAAGGUCAACUACAAACUGGAAGAUGCCAACACGGGAGACCCUGUCGCACAUAUCGUCCAUGUAAGCAACCCCUCGGUCUCGUUAUAUGUGUGUGUGUGUGGAUGUGCGUUGGUAGACUUAUGGUCAUGGCGGCGAUCCGCUCAGCGGGGCGAAUAUCUUCGCAUAUAACGUGUGAGGAUGUGAACGGCGGCUUCAUGUGACGUAUGUGGUAUGCAUGAUUCACAUGCGCAGCGACGUAUCGAGCGACGCCAUCUCAAGUGAUGCCAACAUGAUGGCCACCAUCGUCGCAGCAAGUAAUUGAAAAAGUGACAAUACACCAGUGCACCACCCAUUUUCGCAGCCAUGCUUUUCUCUCUUUCCUCUCUCUCUCUCUGUGUGUGUGUGUGUGUGUGUGUGUCUCAGCUGUGUUGGUUGACCAGCGGUUCACGUGUAAGGAUUCGGCCACGCGCAACACAGAGUGCAUGGGGGCCACGGGAUGCAUCAUUGCCUGACGUGACUGCUGAUACAUGUAUGUGGAAAUCGAUGGCCACACACACGGGAAGGAGAUCGGCCGCGUCACGUGGCUGGAUGGAUGGAUGUGGCAUCGAUGUGACUGUCGACCUGAUGUAUGUAUGUGUCUUUUGUGGGUUCAUUAGAUGGAGACACACAGAGGGAUGGGACCGAUGGUGCUACAUACUGAC
Molecule: messenger RNA, 1977 nt
Organism: Vitrella brassicaformis
Lineage: Eukaryota; Vitrellaceae
Source: the annotation of a GenBank genome assembly